Molecule: messenger RNA, 1571 nt
Organism: Cherax quadricarinatus
Lineage: Eukaryota; Metazoa; Arthropoda; Malacostraca; Decapoda; Parastacidae
Source: RefSeq, a predicted model, not a curated record
GUACCGCCCACUCUGGCUCAGACUAUAUAAGCAUGUACAAGUAACUCCUCUCCCGCACUUGUUGCUUCUGUUUGACGACACGACACAACAAUGAAGAUUGUCUUCACUCUCUUGUUUGGGGUGGCUUCUCUCACCGCCUCACCUACUACAUAUCAUGGGUACAAGUUGUUGAGUGUGAAGCCCAGAACCCAUGAAGAAGCCCAGAUAGUGCAACAUAUUGUGAGUAGUUGGCUGCUGGACCAGUGGUCGUGGGCCAAGACACCAGGGGCCGGAGUUGACGUGUUGGUUCCUCCCAGGCUGGUCCACCGUUUCCGCAACACUCUUGGUAGACGACACAUCCCCGUCACUAUUAAGAUCAACGACGUUCAGACGCUCAUCGAACAACAAGUUACCAACCACAAGAGGAGCCACACUUUGCCUCGCAAGUUUGAUCACACCGACUACCAUGAACUGGACGAGAUCUAUUCUAUCCUGGAUGGGUCCGUGGCCGACUUCCCCGCUCUCUUGUCGGUGUACUCUGCUGGUGAGACCUAUGAGGGCAGGGAUAUUCGCGUCGUCAAGGUUUCCACCGGAGGUUCUAAGCCAGUAAUAUGGAUUGACUGCGGGAUCCAUGCAUGUGAAUGGAUCAGCACGGCCACUUGCCAGUACUUCCUGAACCAGCUGACAGCUGGGUAUGGCAACGACAGUCAGGUGACGACGCUUCUAGACAGCUACGACUUCCACAUUAUGCCUUGCACCAAUCCCGACGGCUAUGUCUACACAUGGACUGUCGACCGUCUAUGGCGCAAGAACCGCGUACCCAACGCUGAGUGUCAUGGCGUCGACUGCAACCGUAACUUCGACUCAGACUUUGGUGGAGCCGGGAGUUCAAACAACCCAUGUUCUGACUUGUACAGUGGAGAGUCUGCCUUUUCUGAGAGAGAAUCACAGGCUGUGCGAGGCUCCAUUGAAGCUCUGCCAGACGUGAGAAUGUACUUUAGUCUUCAUUCUUACUCUCAGCUCUGGAUGACUCCAUAUGGUUACACCGAGCAGCUGCCUGCCAAUUAUGACGAACAGUACCGAGUGGCCGGGGUGAGCGUCAGGGCCCUGGAGGCCGUGCAUGGUACCAAGUACAACUAUGGCAACAUCGCAGACGUCAUAUAUUUGGCGGCGGGAAGCAGUGCCGACUGGGUCUACGACAGUGCCAAGGUCCAGUACUCCUACGGCAUCGAACUACGAGACGAGGGAGAUUAUGGCUAUCUUCUUCCGCCAGAACAGAUACUUCCCACAGCUGAGGAAACCUGGGCUGGCAUUAUAGCUGGCAUAAACGCUAUAUAGUUUUUGAAGUACAUCCCUGAAUGACAUUUUUGUUAACAAAGAUGUACAACAUUCAAUGUACUAUCUGAUGGAGUUGAUGCACAACUAUAGAACAAAUUUAUACAAUCUUUAUGUCUUCUCCUCCCUCAGAAAUAUAUUAAGCCCAAUACUAUCAUUGUACUAUCAACUGUCUUUACUCUGAAAUGCAAAUGUUAAAUUAUUCAGUGAAAGUCAGUCUUCCUCUUUGUGAUGUUAAUAAAGUUGAAAUAAAUUAA